AAAAUCAAAAUCAUGACACGUUUCUUGGAAUCCAAACAGUAGGACCCAAUUCUUUCAAGUAUAUAUAUAGCCACAUCUCUCUCUCGCCAUCUUCAGAACUCAAAUCCCUCUCUAAAUCAAACAAAUUAACCAUACAAUAAAAACAACUCUUUAUUACCAUUAAACAUUUUUUAUUUAGUUUUUGUAAUAAGUUUAUCCAAUAAAAAGAUUUAAUUUCUGUUGUGUGCCUUGGUGGAUAUGUGCAACCCAAAGCCAUCAUCUCCAUCCUCAUUUCUUUGUCCCAAGAAAACCUGUUUCUCUAUACCCAACAACAAAAGUAUGGAUCUUUAUCCUCAUGAUGUUGAAGAGCAACUACAUAGAUGGCCUACUCCUUCUGAGGUUUUGCAAGAAAUGAAAGCUAUCGGGAGGAUCUCAGGCCCAACAGCAAUGACUGGUCUUAUUCUGUAUUCUAGAGCUAUGAUCUCCAUGCUUUUUCUUGGUUAUCUCGGUGAACUUGAGCUAGCCGGUGGUUCUCUUUCGAUCGGCUUCGCUAAUAUAACCGGUUACUCUGUUAUCUCUGGACUCGCUAUGGGAAUGGAGCCGAUUUGUGGUCAAGCUUAUGGUGCUAAACAAAUGAAGCUCCUUGGUCUAACUCUUCAAAGAACUGUUCUUCUUCUUCUUUCUAUUUCCGUUCCCAUCUCUUUCAUGUGGAUUAACAUGAAAACUAUCCUUUUAUGGUGCGGUCAAGAUGAAGAAAUAUCUUCCAUGGCUCAUACUUUUAUUAUUUUCUCUAUUCCUGAUCUUUUUUUUCUUUCUCUUCUUCACCCUCUUCGAGUUUAUCUCAGAACUCAAAAUAUUACAUUGCCCUUAACUUACUGUUCAGCUAUCUCUGUUCUUCUUCACGUCCCGUUAAAUUUUCUCCUCGUUGUUCACUUCAAACUGGGUGUCCCAGGAGUUGCUAUAGCCAUGGUUUGUACAAAUCUCAAUCUUUUUCUUUUGCUCAUUUCUUUUGUUUACUUCUCCGGCGUGUAUAAAGAUUCUUGGGUUUCUCCGAGCUCCGAUUGUCUUAAAGGCUGGUCGUCUCUGCUUGCUUUAGCGGUUCCGACUUGCGUCUCCGUUUGUCUCGAAUGGUGGUGGUACGAGUUCAUGAUAAUGCUGUGCGGUCUUCUUGUCAAUCCUAAAGCUACAAUUGCUUCAAUGGGUAUAUUAAUCCAAACAACUUCAUUAGUCUACGUGUUCCCAUCGUCUCUAAGCUUAGGUGUCUCCACCAGAGUGGGGAAUGAACUCGGGGCUAACCGGCCGGCGAAGGCUCGAAUAUCGAUGAUCGUUUCGCUUUCUUGCGCGGUCGGAUUGGGUCUUUUAGCCAUGACUUUCACAACAUUGAUGAGACAUCAAUGGGGGAGAUUUUUCACUAAUGACCCGGAGAUUCUGGAGCUGACGGCUAUUGCAUUGCCGAUUGUUGGAUUAUGUGAGUUGGGAAAUUGCCCACAAACAACAGGUUGUGGAGUUUUAAGAGGAAGUGCUCGGCCUACAGUUGGAGCCAACAUAAAUUUAGGGUCAUUUUACUUGGUGGGUAUGCCAGUAGGAAUGUUGAUGGGUUUUGUAGCUAAAAUGGGAUUUGCAGGGUUAUGGCUUGGGUUACUUGCAGCUCAAGGCUCAUGUGCUUUACUCAUGAUUUACGUUCUUUGCACAACAGACUGGUUGGUUCAAGCAGAGAGAGCAAGACAGCUUACACAAUCAUCAAAAUCAGAUGAAGGUGACGGUAAUUGUAAUAAUAACAUGAUCAUCAAGAUCAUCAAGAAUAAGGGCGUUGAAGAGAUAUUGUGCAUUGAUGAUGAGCUUGUGAAGUCAACUUCACUCGAAACAGACCCUCUGCUCCUCAUAUCUACUACUACAACACCAACAACUGUGCAUUAAAUUUGAGUUUCGUAUUUCAAAAAUAUUUCCCCACCAUUUUUGCCCCACUUUUGAGGAGCUCAUAUUGUGAAUUUUCAUUUAUUAGACUUCCUAUUUUCUUUUUUACUAUAUUAAUUCUACUGUAUAACCUACCUUCUUCUUUUUUCUUCAGUUUCUUUUUUAAGUUUCAUUCCCAUAAUGUUGUAUUAUUAAUAACAUUUGUAGAAAUAGAAUAGACAUACUUUACAUAAUUUACCUUGUUGCACAAAAACUUGUCGCAUUUUACGUUUUAUGUACUUAUUUAUUAUAACUUGUUCUUGUAAAAUACUAUGAUAUAUUUUACGGUUU
Messenger RNA from Mercurialis annua (annual mercury), 2223 nucleotides. RefSeq names its product protein DETOXIFICATION 48. Lineage: Eukaryota; Viridiplantae; Streptophyta; Magnoliopsida; Malpighiales; Euphorbiaceae. Gene Ontology annotation, biological process: xenobiotic detoxification by transmembrane export across the plasma membrane. The transcript has 2 exons. The coding region runs from base 238 to 1896 and encodes 552 amino acids. Gene Ontology annotation, molecular function: xenobiotic transmembrane transporter activity; antiporter activity. The record is from RefSeq and is a predicted model, not a curated record. Gene Ontology annotation, cellular component: membrane.